UUUUGGCAGACGCUGUGUGUAACUGUAACCUGUUAGCUAGUUAAUGUGAAGUGAGACAGAUAGCUAAAGUACUUAUAUAUUUACCACUAAUUUGCUGGUUCUGGUGGAUGUUACCUAACUUCGUUUUAGUUGUAUUUUGCAGUCCGACAUACUAACGUAGCUAUCUAGUUAUAAACGAAGCUAGCUAAGCUAACUAGCUAGCUAUCGGUAUGGGAUCUAGCUGUAUUCUAACCUGUGAUGUAAUUUCAGUGUUGGGAGUUAAUUUCCCUAAAAUGUAAUUAGGAAAUGCGAGGUAUGUAAUUAGCUAGCGAGCGAACUGGCCGACUCAAUAGCAUGAAAUGGAGUGCGGAAUGCCAAUCGUAGUUAUUUAUAUUUGUUACCCGUACAAGGCACAAUGAGAGCAAUAACUAGCUAGGUAAGCUAGCCAGAUAGUGAGUGUCGUUUACAGUAUGCUACCAGUGCCCUACGGAAGUUUUGACCGUGACCAACUUCUCAUACGGGUGCCAUUCACCUUCUUCAUCGUUGUAACGGUCUGUUUGCCCCUUGUUGGUUUCGUCAGUUGCAUCACAGUUUCGCUGUUUUAUCACUUCAGUGAAGCUACCAAUACCCACUGUCAGGUCAGUAACUACCUCCCGUCCAUCAGUGCAGCCCUUAGUCUCACGCCAGAGCGUUACAUCUGGCGGUUCUGCAUCGGCCUGCACUCCGCCCCCCGCUUUCUGGUGGCGGCUGCCUACUUCAGCUUCUACCGAAGGUGGUUUUCCAAGAAGCUCGUGAAACAGCUGCUGAACAUCUUCACUCUCCUCUGUGCCCUCAGUGAGAAUGUGGGCCUGCUGCUGCUUACCUAUGUCUGCUCUGCUGAAACGUACAGUCUCCAUAAGACGGGCUUCAUUAUGUUCAUUGUGAGCUCUCUGCUCCACAUGCUGUUCACCUGCGGACUGUGGCAGGUGAUUCCGAAGCGCAACCUUAGUUCUGAGGAAGUGACAUCAUCCCGCUAUAAGAACCGCCUCUUCCUUUUUAACAUUGGCUGCUGUACAAUUGCGGGCUAUUUCUACUGGCGACACAACAAGUAUUGUGAACCAGGAAUUUACACCCUCUUUGCUCUUUUUGAGUACCUGGUAGUGCUCUCCAACAUGGCCUUCCAUAUGACUGCCUUCUUGGACUUUGGAAAUAAGGAGAUUAUGGUGACAACACCACCUGAGGGCAAGCACAACUGAUGCUCAAAAAAUUACUACUUUAUCAUGAGAACCACAGGAACUCUGAAGAUAAAAAUUAAUUACAAUGUUGGUGAUUUACUGUACUUUGUGAUUCUGAUUUGAAAAGAAAAUGUUUGAUAUCUUGGAAAGUUUAUACAUGUACAAAAAAAAUUGAUUGAUGUGUUUGCCAAGCUAACUGUAUCUUUUUUGUAUGCAACAUGAUAUAUUAACUCCAGUGUAGCCUGCAUUUUUACUAUAGUGACUGAUUAGUAUCUGAUCUACAUUCUGGGAAUCACACACGUAUUCAAAAUGCUUGAUGAGCUGCUCAAUGGUGUAGUGUCCAUCAGACACAUUUUGGCCCCAGAUAGGAUUGCAUGAUUUGAUAGAAAAAAGGAAGUAAUAAACCUUCAUUGGAAAACCUUCCCUUGUACCCUAAAAGGGAAGAGCAGUUCUGUUUGGUGGCACAUAGAGUGAAACUGAGCCCAGCCACGCAGAAGGGUGUUGAUUCAGUAGUGUCGUCCACAGAAAUAGUUAUGUGAUUUCUGCACUGAUCACAAAUCUUCAAGUUUUCACUAGAUGCAAAAAACCUUUUUGUGCCAAUGGAAUCUUUGAAGCCCCACCCAACCCUAGGAAUGUAUCUUUGGUCUACAGUGUGGCUUGCAUUAUGCUGUCGUGUCCUUAGAAAGUUGUUUCACAAGCAUAACCAUCACUACCAGUGCAUCUAAAUGCUAAAAACAUUAACAUAGGCAUAUAAGCAAGAACAGUUUAAGAUUAUGUGACAUUUCAUUAUUGCAUGUUUUUGUUUUUAUUUAUUUAUUUUUGGAUUUUUUUUUUUAAUCAAUGAUUUAUGCAAAAUUUGUUAGCUAAUAUAGAUUUAUGUUUAUAACUCCAUUUAUUGGCAAUUUAAAACUGAUAAAUUGGUUUUACAUGGUGAAACAAACAGCACGCCAUGCUGUCAUGUAACAGGGACUACUAUUUUGAUUUGAUAGGCACUAUAGAUCAUCACUAAGUUAUCUUAUACAAAUUGCUUAUGCUAAUUGUGCACAUGUAUUGUAUUACUACUCUGUUAGGUACGAUAAUCAGAUUAUAUUUUGAAUAUGCUUCUCCACGUGGACCAUUCUAUGUUUUAUCAGUGAAGACAGUGCACUCACCAUUAAUCAUGGUGACUACAUUUUGGCCAUUCUAGUUAUGAUGUACCAAAUGGUUUUGAAAAAUUUCUGUACAAAAUGUCCAGUAAUUUGUUGCUAUGGAAUUGUACUUUCUAUGAUCAUAGUUAUUUUCCUUAAUCUCUUUAACACACAUUAGUGAACAUUUAUUUACAAUAGUCAAAAGGACCACAUUUCACAUUUUAAGUGAAAGAGUUAGAAUAUUUAUAUUUUUUAUCAAUAGAAGUAUAAGAAGACCUGUUUACUGACAGGUUAAGAUUAAUCCCCAGGAGAAUUAUGUAUACUGACAAAUUAGACCAUAAUCUUGUUACUCCGUGAAAGAUUAUAGACACCCAGUGACUAGACAUGUUAGUAACUGUAGUGGGGUAAAGUAAAAGGUUCCCUGAAAAAACUUUAAAUAGAUAGUAGGUGUACUUCAUGACAUCCUUCUGCUGAUAAAAUAGCAGCACUAUAUUUAAAAUA
Electrophorus electricus (electric eel) is the source of this 2821-nucleotide messenger RNA. It is a transcript of the gene pgap2, whose product is annotated as post-GPI attachment to proteins 2. Gene Ontology annotation, cellular component: endoplasmic reticulum membrane; Golgi membrane. Lineage: Eukaryota; Metazoa; Chordata; Actinopteri; Gymnotiformes; Gymnotidae. The record is from RefSeq and is a predicted model, not a curated record. Gene Ontology annotation, biological process: GPI anchor biosynthetic process.